AAUAUCGCUGUUCUUAAUUCCAAUAUGGCGGCCGUCAGUGAGUCUUCCGUCCUUCUUACAGUAAUCAACACAAAAUAUAAGAAAAAUUCCGGAGUAUUACAAUUGCUUACGAACAAUUUAACAUGGUCUCCACAAGGCUCCAGCGCGCCCAAGAUUGACUGCAAAUAUUCCGAAAUUAAAGUUCAGCGAAUAAGCCCUGAGGGGAGCUCCAAGGUCCAACUACAGGUUGUCCUCCAUGACAACAGCUCAUAUAGCAUCCACUUCACCGGCCAGAAUGCUAAGAAAGAAAGGGAUGAUGUCAAGGAAUUACUGGCUCAACUUAUCCCUGCACAUCGCAAAAAGGCCAGCAAGGAAUUAGAGGAGAAAAAUAGAAUGCUGAAGGAUAACCCUGAACUGUACCAAUUGUACAAGGAUCUGGUUGUUAGUGGUGUAAUAACCCCAGAUGAAUUCUGGGCAAAUAGAGGACAGGACACAGGAGCAACAAGCAAAAGCACUGGUGUAAACCAGAGUAUUGGUCUAUCCUCUGCGCUACUGGCAGACAUGCAGCCUGAAAGUUCAGGAUGUAAUGAGGUCAAGUACAGCCUAAAUGCAGACACGAUUGAGACAAUAUUCAGGACAUAUCCAGCAGUAAAGAAAAAGCAUGAAGAAGUUGUUCCUGACCAGAUGACAGAGAAGGACUUCUGGACAAAGUUUUUUCAGUCCCACUACUUUCACCGUGAUCGCUCUGCAGAGACGCGCCCAACUGCAUCUGACAUGUUCACUGAGUGUGCAAAACAGGAUGAGAAAGAGCAACUUGCAAGUAAACUAAACCUUAUAAGUGAUCCCAUGUUGGAUCUGACGGGGGUCUCACCACUACCAGAGGAGGGUUAUGGAUCAGUGCCUUGUGAUGUCCCAGAGCAAGUUUCCAAGAACUCCACCUCCACCCAGUCAUUAUUUCGCCGCCUUAACCACCACAGCCUCAUGGUUCUACACUCCACACCUUCAGCUUCUACAACUAGCGAUGGGAUUCCUAAUGAAGAAAGGAAUGGCACAGUUGAUAACCAGCCAGCGGAACCACCUGCAAAAAAGACCCGCCUCCGUGAGGUGACCGAGUAUGACGACUUACAAGAGCACUCUCCCAUUGAGCCCAUUUCUCUGAAGAUUGUCACCAGAAAUAAAUACUCAGGAGGCCCUGUUACAUUACCUGGCAUUAAUGGCAACACAUCUAUCCCUGGACAUAAUGCCGCUGAUGUCACCACCGCCAUUCAGUACUGCCAGCAUGAGGUCAAUUCCUGGACGCCAGACCUUACACAGGCCCUGUCUAGUGACCAAGCAUGCCAUGUACUGACGGAGAUCUCCCCUGGGGGCUCCCUCAUGGAAACCACUUCACAGGCUAACAUCCAUCAUACACUUAGCAGUACCAUGAAGUCUGAAGUACUGCAGCAGUACAUGGCUCUGACUGAACUUCUGCGUCACUUUUGGUCAUGUUUCCCUGUCAAGACAGCAUUUCUGGAGGAAAAGGUUGCCCGCAUGGGACAGAGCUUAGAAAAAUACCGCAACACUAAACUUGAGCAGUUAAGGGGUAAACUCAGUGAAGGAGAUCUGCAUCUUAUAGAACAUCUAACCGAAAUGUUAGAAGCAGCAACAGCAAAGUAUAGAUCAUGGGAAGGAUUGCGUGCAGCAAAGAUUACAAGAUGACAUUAGCCCUUUUUUCUCCUGGCACCAUCUUGGAUACCAGAUGGAGAAAGGUUUUUUUUGCUUUCAUUUCUAUAUCUGUCUGUAUUUUUCAAUCAGGUCUGGUUGCUAGACCAACCCAAUUCCCCUUUACACUGAUAAUAUUUUUACAUCCUCUUAUAACACUGCUGUAAAAAAAACUUUUUGGAUUGUUCUUGAUUUUUUGUAGCAGUGUAUCUUGAGAAAAGCUUAUCGGGUUUUAAACCAGAAUCCAGAAGAAAUGCAAAUACUUCAAAGAAAUGUAAAUAAAGAAAUAUUAUUUGA
This is a messenger RNA of Nematostella vectensis (starlet sea anemone), 1977 nucleotides long. Its product is annotated as general transcription factor IIH subunit 1-like. The record is from RefSeq and is a predicted model, not a curated record. Lineage: Eukaryota; Metazoa; Cnidaria; Anthozoa; Actiniaria; Edwardsiidae. Gene Ontology annotation, biological process: transcription by RNA polymerase II; transcription by RNA polymerase I; nucleotide-excision repair. The coding region runs from base 25 to 1677 and encodes 550 amino acids. The transcript is spliced from 16 exons. Gene Ontology annotation, cellular component: transcription factor TFIIH holo complex; transcription factor TFIIH core complex.